Cornus florida is the source of this 1118-nucleotide messenger RNA. Its product is annotated as thioredoxin domain-containing protein PLP3B-like. Lineage: Eukaryota; Viridiplantae; Streptophyta; Magnoliopsida; Cornales; Cornaceae. Gene Ontology annotation, cellular component: cytoplasm. The coding region runs from base 215 to 904 and encodes 229 amino acids. The record is from RefSeq and is a predicted model, not a curated record. The transcript has 9 exons.
UGACACCUAGUGGUUCAAAACUUGAAAUAUAUUGACGAUCUGGGCGGGUUAGACUUCUUUGCCCUUCUCCACACUAUCUCACUCUGCAAAACCCAGAUAUUUACUUCUUAGGCUUGUUUGUGCCGGUCAAAAGGCAUUUCACUCGAACGUAGCGACCUAGGGUUAGGGUUCCAGAGAUUGUUUUCCCAAUUCCUACAUCUCAAGAAAUAGAAAGAUGGAUCCCGACUCAGUUAAAUCGACUCUGUCCAAUUUAGCAUUUGGAAAUGUAAUGGCAGCGGCAGCUUGUAAUUAUCAAAAGGAAUUGUUAUCUCAAGAAAGGGUACAGGAAUCUACCUCUGUUAAUGAGGAGGUCGAUAUUGAUGAGCUGAUGGAUGAUCCUGAACUGGAAAAAUUACAUGCCGAUAGGAUCGCGGCUCUUAAGAAAGAAGCUGAGAAGCGACAGGCAUUGAAGAAGCAAGGACAUGGAGAGUAUAGGGGGAUAACAGAAGGGGACUUCUUGGGUGAAGUCACUGCCAGUGAAAAAGUGAUCUGUCACUUCUACCAUCACGAGUUCUACCGUUGCAAGAUAAUGGAUAAGCAUUUGAAGUCCCUUGCACCAAGGCAUGUUGAUACCAAGUUCAUCAAGUUGGACGCUGAGAAUGCGCCUUUCUUUGUUGCCAAACUAGGAAUCAAAACUUUGCCUUGUGUCAUAUUAUUCAGUAAAGGAAUUGCAGCAGAUAGGCUGGUUGGGUUUCAGGAUUUGGGAGGAAAAGACGAUUUCAGCACAAAGACACUCGAGGUUCUACUAAUAAAGAAAGGGAUAAUUAGUGAAAAGAAAGAAGAAGAAGAUGGAUACGAUGGUUAUCCCGAAAGUAUACGCAGGACUGUGAGAUCCUCUGUGGAUCCUGAUUCUGAUUCUGACUGAAGAGGAAAUAAAGUGCCUGUAUUGAUUUGUAUUGGUGGUUGCCUUAAACAUGUGCUUGCAUAUCUUGUUAUAUUUAUCUAUGUUUACCACCUCUUGAAGCUUUUUUUUUUUUUUCAAAAUUGUACUCUUCUAAACAAUUUUGAGUCAUCUAAUUUGAAAACCGUAGCAAUGUAACUGUACUCGUCACUAUAACAUUUUUAGUGUUUUGUGCAUA